ACGCGCGCGGAGCUGAGCUGCCGUUCACUCUCUCCUCUGGACAGGGAGAGGUGAAAGCGCUUAGACAGAUUAGUCGAUUCCCGACUCGGUCAACGCAGCGUUAGCUCGUCGGCUAGCGGGUGUCGCCAACCAAACACCGACCGGGCCCGUGGAGAGUGAUGAAAGGCCACUGGAGUCGGUGAAACUUGGCCCUCUGGGCUUUUAUGUAGGGAAAUAUCGCAGAAAAGCAAGUUCGUGGACCAUGCAGUCGCAUCUCCCUGAAGAAAUUUCCACUUCGGAAAGGCUAACUUAGAAGCUAGCAAGCUACCAACUAUCGUUAAUUGGCUUUCGGCUCAAAUGGCUCGCGCAUGUUUUCCUUGUCAUAGCGACAGCUGGGAAAGUUGAAAAUCGAGAGAGGCUGUGUGAACUUCAUGACAACCCAAAGUCAACAUUUUUUUUUUCCCGAGUGUGAACUUCGGAGGACUCGACUGCAACCUAAGCGAAAAUGAAGAAGCAGUUUAAUCGCAUGAAACAGCUCGCCAAUCAAACAGUUGGAAGAGCAGAGAAAACAGAAGUUCUCAGUGAUGACCUUUUACAGAUUGAGCGGCGGAUGGAGUUGGUGCGUGUGGUGUCCCACAACACACACAAGAAGAUGGUCUCAUGUCUGCAGGGACACAUUGGCGCAGAUGCAGAGAAAAGACAUUCCGUACCACGCCUCUAUACAGGAAAUGGUCAGAAAAAGCUUCCUCUGACGGCGUUGUCUCAGGCUAUGGUGGAAGGUGGAAACCAGCUGGGCGAGGACUCUUUAAUAGGGAAGAUGAUGGAGGUGUGUGGGGAUGCAGAGAGUCGUUUGGCAUCUGAACUGAUGCAGCACGAGCUACAGCUAGAGAAAGAUGUCCUAGAUCCUCUCAGCCAGCUUGCAGAGGUGGACAUUCCCAACAUUCUGAAACAGAGGAAACAGUUGGCCAAAUUGGUGCUGGACUACGAUUCUGCCAGAGCGAGAUGGUUGCAGGCAACCAAGUCAAUAAUCUCAGGAACAAACACUCAAGCACUGACAGCCAAGGCUGACCUACUCAAGGAGGAAGUGGACGAGGCCAUGAACAAAGUGGAACUUUGCAAGGACCAACUUGCUGCAGACAUGUAUAGUUUCUUCUCAAAAGAAGGAGACUAUGCCUGUUAUUUCUUAACGCUUCUUGAAGCUCAGGCCGAAUACCACCGAAAAUCUCUCACUUUACUGGAGAGUGUCUUGCCAACCAUCCAGGCUCAGCAAGAUUCUUGGAUUGAGAAGCCUGCCUUUGGCACUGCGCUCGAUGAGCACCUGAAAAGGAGUGGGAGGGAGAUUGCCCUGCCCAUAGAGGCCUGUGUCAUGAUGCUGUUAGAGACUGGGAUGAAGGAAGAGGGUCUAUUCAGAAUUGCAGCUGGGGCAUCCAAACUAAAGAAGCUAAAGGCGGCGCUGGACUGUUCCACCUCACAAUUGGAGGAGUUCUACUCUGACCCCCAUGCUGUUGCUGGAGCACUGAAGUCCUACCUUAGGGAACUGCCUGAACCUUUAAUGACCCACCAGCUUUAUGAUGAAUGGACCCAAGCAUGCAGUUUAUCAGAUCCCGACAAGAGGCUUCAGGCUCUAUGGAUUGUAUGCGAUAAGCUACCAAAGAACAACAAAACCAACUUGAGGUAUCUGGUAAAGUUCCUCGCUAAACUGGCUCAGGACAGCGAGGUAAACAAAAUGACUCCCAGCAACAUUGCCAUUGUCCUUGGACCCAACCUGCUCUGGGCCAAGACUGAAGGGAGUUUGGCAGAGAUGGCUGCGGCUACGUCUGUACACGUGGUGGCCAUCAUAGAGCCCAUCAUCCAGCAUGCUGACUGGUUCUUUCCUGAGGAUGUGGACUUCAAUGUGUCUGGCAUGUUUGCAAUGCCUGUACCCUCAUCCAACCACAACAAUCAUCUGGAUCAUGACAGUGGCACAAUUGAGCGGAAGAGACCAGGCAGUUUGGUGGGACCAGAGACAGACUCAAGCCGCAAAGACAAUAACACCUCUAACAAGCACUCGGACCACACCCUCCGUAGAGGCAGUACCACUUUAGGUAGAAAGCAGCACACCUCACCUGCCUUCCAGCCCCCUUUACCCCCUGUGGAGGCCCCGGGGCAGGGACAAGGCGUCGGGCAGGUCCCGCAGUCCUCGGCCGAGCCCCUGGCGCAAGCUCCACUGGGGGCGGAGGGGCCCGACAGCCCCCAUAGUUUGGCUCAGGGUCUCGCUGCACUUGCUGCCGCUCAGCAGCUUCUAGCGCAGCAUACGGAGGAGCUCAGCAACCCAAAGCUGCGUGACCCCACAACUGCGCCAACCCCCCUUAUCCAACGGAACGGUUCUGGAGCAGGGAGCCAGGCUGCCAGCCAGAUGGGCACAGGGACCAGUCCGCAUACGAUGCGCAGAGUUAUCAAGAAACAGGCGCCCGCUCCCCCCAAGCCACCAAUCCCACCGCCCAGCCAGCCCUACACCUCAGUCAACUCAUCGCAACCCCUAAGUCCCCCUCCAAGACCCCUGUCCGGCCACUCACCCACUUCCCCCACGUCCCCCAACUCUCAGCCAUACAGCACGCCCCGGCGUCACUCGAGUAACCAGCCGCCGAUCCAAGCCCCCAGCCAUCCGCCCCCAGAGCCGCCGACACAGGCCAGUUCUCCCAGUCAGCUCGUCGGGGACCCACAGAGCGCGGACCCCUCGCCGCCGGACUCCCCCAGCCCUCCGGACACCCCCCCGCUCCCCGCCACCCCCGGCCCGGACGGUGCUCAGGUCGCCCCCGCUUCCCCGUCCCCCUACCAGACGGGCUCGCUACCCCGCCCGCGGCCCGUCCCCAAGCCCAGGAACAGGCCCACCAUACCUCCGCCCCCGCAACCCAACCCUGUGGCCAACGACACCAACGGGAUCUGCACCACUGCUUACAAAAUGAUGGACCCGGCCAUGUCCUUCAAAGGGCUCAGUCGGACUCUGGUGCCUGAGUUCAACGUGGACCAGCAGCCGGCGCCUGUGUCCUCGCCGCCGCCUCCCAAAGACUGCGAGCUGGACAGCGAGAGCACCGUCCUAUAAAGGAAGGACGCACACUUCCUCUUUUUAUACACACACACACACACACACAAAUACACACUUGGGGGUUCUGUUUGCUGUCUUUUUCUGCUUUUUCCCAAACAUUGUACCAACCAUCCAUGCAAAUCCUUCAUUUUAUGUCGUAGUCGUUGCGAAAACUAAUAUCAGUUAGUUGAGGGGAAAAACAAAAACGAAGGACUGCAAUAAUGAUGAGAUACUUUGGGAUUUUUGGUGUGAGUUUUUUUUUUUUUAAAUGUUGAAAAUGGCCUUAGAACAUAAAAUGACAAAGGUAUUCUUAAGCAGGUGGAACCAAAAACUUAAAACGGUGACUGCAGGUUUCCAGUCAUCUCAAACACUCUAUUUACUUUUUUUUUUCCUCCUCCAUCCUUUCUCUCGCUCUUCUAUUUAUUUACCCAGCGAGUUGAAACACGCGCUCACACACACAGACACACACACACACACAUUCCCUGUGGCUCAACACGCUGCAGUCACCACAUGUAAAUAAAGCCUUAAUAGGAUGGAAGCGUUUUUGAAUUACUGCGUGGAACGCCAAUGGAAAGCCCUUUGAGCAUUUAUCCAUAAUAUCCAGCACUAUUACACUCUUCUGCGUCGCUAUUAAGACAAUUCAGCGCACUAGUAGAACGACUACACAGCCUUCCACUAUUUUGACAUUUUGUUUGCACGCUAAUAAGACAAGUUUAGCAUAGUAUUAGGACAACUACAUACUACUACUUAGUGGUGAGGCAAAACUAGUGCCCUAGUUGACAUUCACGCAUUACUCGUACUACUAGUGAGGCCCUGGACUAAUGGAGGACCAACUAGCGCACAGUUUUGCCUCAUUUGAGUUUUUAUUUGAUAUCUUUGAUAUCCAGCUCAAUAUCUGUGUACUAGUAUGCCCUUUGUCCUCACUAGUAGGACGACUUCAGCAUACUAAUAGGACAACUACGUUGCUAGUCUGGAAAAAACUGCGAGUGUGCAUUUUAGUGCUACUAGUAGGGUCUGAAGGCACUACUGUGUGACACAUGCCUAUUAGUCAGGCCUAGCAGUGUCUCUUGAGCAGCACAGUAGUUUACUGUUAAGGUUUAAUUGUAUACCAGUAGGCCAAAAGUGGCACUAGUAGUAGAAAAAUACUUUACUAGUAAGACAAUUUUGUUUCUUGUAGUACUAGUCACACACAGUUGUCAACUAGUGCAGUUUAUGCCUCACUAGUAACACGUAGCUGUCCCACUGGUGUGCCAAAGUUGUCCUACUAGUGAGAGCAAAGAGUAUACUAGUACAUGGACAUACAACUGGAUAUCUAAAAUACAAAGUAUAGCUCAAACAGCUUUCCAUAAACUUCUCUUUUGUUGUGUUACUGCAGUAUUUGCGAGAAGCUGUCUUGGUGUUUCAGGGAUGUCAUACGAAGGUGUGGUGUGCACGUGCGGUCUUCUUAAAACGUGUGGCGGUUGUUUCAGGGCAGUUCCGAGCGCAUGUAGUGGGGUUCACCGCCCUCCCCGAACCUCAACGCAGUCAGUAUUUUUUUUUUAUUUUUUUUUUUUUUUUUGCGCAUGAUGAAUGUAAGCGGAAGGAUUUGCCUCUUCGUCUGAAGCUGAUGUUGCACAUGAGCACAGGCCAUGGAACGACCACAUUUUUUUCUUUUUACUCCCCACCGAGCUGGGAACACAAAAUGCUGUGUCACCUCAGUAGUGACGUGUGGGACAAAUAUUUUAUCGAAUGGAUGAGAUUCUUCUCUUUCUCUGGCUUGCGCUCUCGUGUAAUGCAGAGGUCCAGUUCCCAGAGAACUGACGCGCAAAAUGGUACCAAUGGAGAAAGUCUUGGAUGUUGCAGUUGCCCUGGAAAUAUGUGAUUUUUCUUUCUCCUCCCCCUGAGACAAUCAAAUGUUCCCUUUUCCCCUCUCUGCUCCUGUGACUCAAUGCCUUCUACACAUUUCCCCACUCCCCUUCCCUGCACAUCAAGACCAACAAAUGCCAUUAAACUAGAAGUGAUGAUGCUGCGUUUUUAAGCUCCAUAGUUUUGUAUGUUUGUCGUCCAGUGAGCUGAAAUAUGGAAUAUGUUAUAUGAAUGCUUGGUUAUACAUCCUUUCCAAAGAAAAUAAAGUAUAUGAACUAUA
Molecule: messenger RNA, 5168 nt
Organism: Phycodurus eques (leafy seadragon)
Lineage: Eukaryota; Metazoa; Chordata; Actinopteri; Syngnathiformes; Syngnathidae
Gene: arhgap17a
Product: Rho GTPase activating protein 17a
Exons: 21
Coding region: 485-3061 (858 amino acids)
Biological process (GO): positive regulation of GTPase activity; regulation of actin cytoskeleton organization; regulation of Rac protein signal transduction
Cellular component (GO): cytosol; cytoplasm; intracellular anatomical structure
Molecular function (GO): GTPase activator activity; protein binding
Source: RefSeq, a predicted model, not a curated record